GCAGAUCAGAAUAGUCCGCUCAAGCUUCAUGCAAGGUCGCGUCCCCAGCUGUGGGGUUGAGGUGUUUUUAUCAUUUGGACAAAGAUGAUGUCCACAGUUUUUCGCCCGGGGGUCUUUUCCCCCUAUUAUCAGGUAACCAAACACGGUGUUAAAAGCCUGGUGUUCCCUGGAGCCAAGGAGCUGCUGCCUGCUGCUGCAGGAGCCCGCCUUGCCCACACAGACAUCAGGAUCCCUGACUUCUCUGACUAUCGCCGACCCGAGGUUUUAAAUCCCCAGAAGUCCUCCCAGGAGAGCAGUGAGGCCAGAAGGGCCUUUUCCUACCUGGUGACCGGAGUCACCACCGUAAUCGGCGUGUAUGCAGCCAAAACUGUGGUCACCCAAUUCAUCUCUUCCAUGAGCGCCUCAGCGGACGUUCUGGCCUUGUCCAAGAUUGAGAUCAAGCUGGGAGACAUCCCAGAAGGCAAAAACAUGACCUUCAAGUGGAGAGGGAAGCCCCUGUUCGUCCGUCAUCGCACCGAGAAGGAAAUCGCGGCAGAGGCGGAUGUCAAUCUUGGGGAGCUGCGCGACCCCCAGCACGACAAGGAUAGAGUGCUCAACCCUAAGUGGGUCAUCGUUCUCGGAGUGUGCACCCACCUGGGCUGUGUUCCCAUUGCUAAUGCAGGAGAAUAUGGGGGCUACUACUGUCCCUGCCAUGGUUCACACUACGACGCUUCUGGAAGAAUUAGGAAGGGACCUGCUCCUCUUAACCUUGAGGUUCCCUACUACGAGUUUCCUGAUGAAGAGACAGUUGUAGUGGGAUAAAUACAAGAGAUCUUUAAACUCCUCCCUCUAAGUUAAAUGUGAUAUGUUAGUUGAGGGGGACAUAAUGUGAGUUUGCCAAUAGUUAUUUGCAAAGGCACGAUUAUGUCUGAAGUGAUUCUUCACUUUCUCACUCAUCAUGAUUUGUUUAAAAUGUUGCCUCUGCAGUGAUAAAGCACUUUAACUAUGCAAAACUGUCAUUUGUCAAUGCAUUUAAUAUUUGUCAUGACACUUCAAGGUUUCAUUGACCCUCACAGAGACAGAAAACAGGACUUCGUUUUCCCACAGAAAGGGUUAUAACAGGAGAAUAAGUAUGGAAGAGGCAGAUUUGAAACAAAAGUGGAAUUAACAUUUAAGAAUAUUCUUGAAACACCGUGUGAAAACAAUUAGCCGAGGGUUUUUGAAAAUAACCAUUUAUUAAACAGACAGGCCCAUUAAGCAGUGCAGGUCAUUUCGCCCCUCCACCAUCUCAUAAACCCUGUUCUUAAACAGUUUCAGGUAUUUUUAUUUCUAAAUUAAAGAAUAUUAGUUAAAUAUUCAUAAAUAAAUAUUAAGUGAUUUUAUUACUUCAAUUAAGGAAAUCAAAUUUAUUACGCAGUGAUGUAUUUCAAGGAUGUUUCUGUUAUUUACAUAAUUUAUGGCUUACAGCAAUAAAAACCCUAACUUGAAUAUCUCAGAAAGUCACACCGCAGCUUUUUCCAUGAUAAUCUGCUGUCGUCUCAUCUUUCUCUUCAUAAAACUCUAUGGGUUAUCCAUAUCUUUAGAUCAACAAAUCUUUUUGACCAUUAAACUCAGUGACGCCACAGUUAUUAAACCAGUUAUUGGUACACAGUGUUGGCAUCUCUGUGAAGCCUGUCAGCAGAAGGCAGCAAAAAGUGCUCCAAAAUUUGAUGGCUGCACUAACUUUAGACUUCAUCAAAUCCAGUAGAUGCUUUUGGUGGUGUUUCAAAAACAGAAUCUCAACACAGGGAACACAAUAGAUUUCAAGAGAAGAAUAUUUUUUCCUGUGUUAAAGCAAUACAUGGCCUGGGUACGUCUAUUUGGUGGCUCUUGAAACAUCCACUCCAGCGAGUGACCACUCAAUUUUGAAUUAAUUUAAGUGGAACUAGAAAUCCAAAUUCUCAGAUUCUUUAAGAUACAUUUUGUUGUCUACCAGCCUAGCGAAGGGUGACAGUGGCUGUCUUAAAGACAGCUGUCGGGCCCAGUCUUUUUUCCUGUAAUUUUGUAGUCCACAUCAUUUCUGUAUUAAAAAUUAUUUUAAACUGG
Molecule: messenger RNA, 2064 nt
Organism: Poeciliopsis prolifica (blackstripe livebearer)
Lineage: Eukaryota; Metazoa; Chordata; Actinopteri; Cyprinodontiformes; Poeciliidae
Product: cytochrome b-c1 complex subunit Rieske, mitochondrial-like
Exons: 2
Coding region: 85-801 (238 amino acids)
Biological process (GO): mitochondrial electron transport, ubiquinol to cytochrome c
Cellular component (GO): membrane
Molecular function (GO): 2 iron, 2 sulfur cluster binding; quinol-cytochrome-c reductase activity
Source: RefSeq, a predicted model, not a curated record